Molecule: messenger RNA, 450 nt
Organism: Vitis riparia (riverbank grape)
Lineage: Eukaryota; Viridiplantae; Streptophyta; Magnoliopsida; Vitales; Vitaceae
Exons: 1
Coding region: 1-450 (149 amino acids)
Source: RefSeq, a predicted model, not a curated record
AUGAGAGACUUUGAUGUGAGACGUAUCCUAAUCGACCCAAGCAGCUCGGCCAAUCUUUUACAGGCGUCAGUAAUUAAUCGGAUGGGAUGCGAACUAUCCGACCUUGAAAAUCCUGGGCAGAUCUUGUCCAGAUUCAAUGAAGCGGCAACUACCUCCUUGGGAGACAUUGUGCUACUGGUCCAAGCAGGCCCAAUCACUCUCAAUGUGCAGUUUUCAGUGGUACAAGAUUUGUCCCCUCUCAAUGCUGUCUUGGGGCUCACGUGGCUGCACUAUAUGAAAGCCAUCCAUUCUACGUACCAUCAAAUGGUAAGCUUUCUCAUUGAAGAUGGACAAAUCGAUCUAUACGACAGCCAGUUGGCCGCUCGCCAGUGCUAUCAGAUAGUGCGAGAGGUUGGGUCCAGCAAAGAGGGCGAGCCCCUCCCCGAACCCUCCAAUGCAUUUGACCAAUAG